Messenger RNA from Salvia miltiorrhiza (redroot sage), 705 nucleotides. RefSeq lists its product as uncharacterized. Bases 1 to 705 code for a protein of 234 amino acids. NCBI's taxonomy places the organism in Eukaryota, Viridiplantae, Streptophyta, Magnoliopsida, Lamiales, Lamiaceae. The record is from RefSeq and is a predicted model, not a curated record. The transcript has 2 exons.
AUGGCUUCCGCUCGGCGCAAAAAGAACAAUAUUAUUCAUCUUCAGCGCGAGGAUGGUAGCUGGACGGAGAAUGAUAAUGAGAUUAGAAUUGUUGCUUGCGGGUACUUUGAAGGUAUCUUUGAUGAGUCUAAUAGUGCUACUAACUAUCUCCAUGUGCUCGAUAGGUUUAACCCUAACUUUGAUAGUUCCAUGAAUGAUGAACUUAUCAAGCCAUUUCUGGCAGAGGAGUUUAAAGUUGCCGUGUCCCAGAUGCAUCCGGACAAGUCACCAGGAUCGGACGAAUUUAAUCCCAAGUUUUUCCAGAAUUUCUGGAACAUGGUUGGUGAAGAUGUCUAUCACAGUUGCUGUUCUUGGCUCGACUCCAUGAGCUUCCCUCCUGAUCUUAAUCAUACCUUGGUCACCCCUCAUUCCAAAGCUAUCCACUUCAUGAAGAGGAAGACGAGGGGAAAGCACGGCUCUCUUGCGCUUAAGAUUGACAUAAGCAAAGCCUACGACCGGGUCGAUUGGGGUUACCUCGAUGCUAUUCUCCAAAUGAUGGGUUUCUGUGAUAAAUGGAGAGCUUGGAUGAAUCUUUGCGUCCGCACGGUGUCUUAUGAGGUGCUUGUUAACGGGGAAGCAAUUGGCCCCAUUAUCCAGGGACGAGGUCUUCGCCAGGGCGACCCGCUCUCACCCUAUCUCAUCAUCCUCUGUGCCGAGGGUUUAUAA